Messenger RNA from Pseudovirgaria hyperparasitica, 1653 nucleotides. Its product is annotated as enolase C-terminal domain-like protein. The record is from RefSeq and is a predicted model, not a curated record. Bases 58 to 1404 code for a protein of 448 amino acids. Gene Ontology annotation, biological process: amino acid catabolic process; carbohydrate catabolic process. Gene Ontology annotation, molecular function: magnesium ion binding; L-fuconate dehydratase activity. NCBI's taxonomy places the organism in Eukaryota, Fungi, Ascomycota, Dothideomycetes, Acrospermales, Acrospermaceae. The transcript is spliced from 3 exons.
ACGGUUUUCAACACAAGACCUCCGAGACCAGUAUCAAGACGUAGCUAGCCUUUCACGAUGGUUACCAUUACUGGGGUUGAGACCAAGGACGUCAGAUUCCCGACGUCCCUUGACAAGACUGGCUCGGAUGCUAUGAAUGCAGCUGGUGAUUAUUCAUCGGCAUAUUGCAUUCUCUCUACAGACUCCGAUCUCACCGGUCACGGCAUGACAUUUACAAUUGGUAGAGGCAACGAGAUUGUCUGCGCUGCCAUACCGCUCUUAGCCAACAGGAUCGUUGGUAAAUCCUUGGAAUCACUGACGGAAAAUUGGGGCAAGACGUGGCGAUAUCUUGUAGCUGACAGCCAGUUGCGUUGGAUUGGACCGGAAAAGGGUGUGAUUCAUCUUGCUCUCGGUGCCGUCGUGAACGCAAUAUGGGAUCUCUGGGCGAAGCAGCUCAACAAACCAGUAUGGCGGAUCGUGGCAGACAUGAGCCCUGAGGAGGUCGUCAGCUGCAUUGACUUUCGUUACAUUACAGACGCACUCACACCGGAAGAAGCUCUGGACAUUUUGAAGUCGAGAGAGUCUGGCAAGGCACAACGUAUCAAAGACGCUGAGGCCAAUAAAGCUGUUCCGGCCUAUACAACUAGCGCUGGAUGGUUGGGAUACGGGGAAGACAAGAUGCGCGCGUUGCUGAAGGAGACCUUGGCCGAAGGCUACAAACACUUUAAACUCAAGGUUGGCACAUCGUUAGCAGAGGACACGCUACGGCUGGGUAUCGCGCGUGAAAUCCUCGGCUACGACAAAGGAAACGUUCUCAUGGUCGAUGCCAAUCAAGUGUGGUCUGUUCCAGAUGCAAUUGCUUACAUGAAAGAGCUUUCCGCAUACAAGCCUUGGUUCAUUGAGGAGCCAACUUCGCCAGAUGAUAUCCUCGGGCAUGCGGCAAUUCGACAAGCUCUUGAGCCAUACGGCAUCGGUGUAGCGACUGGUGAGAUGUGCCAGAAUAGAGUCAUCUUCAAGCAGUUGCUACAAGCCAAGGCUAUAUCAGUUUGCCAGAUCGACGCUUGCCGGCUUGGAGGAGUGAACGAGGUUCUCGCUGUGUUACUCAUGGCUGCCAAGUUCGGGGUGCCAGUCAUACCGCACUCGGGAGGCGUUGGUCUUCCAGAAUAUACACAACAUCUCAGUACAAUUGACUAUGUUGUUGUUAGUGGGAAGCUGAGUCUGCUCGAAUACGUCGAUCAUUUGCACGAGCAUUUUCUGCAUCCUGCUCAGGUCAAAGACGGAUACAUGGUGACGCCGACAGAGGCGGGAUAUAGCGUGGAGAUGAAGCACGAAAGCAUGCUCCAGUAUGAAUAUCCCGGUCAGGCUGGUGUUAGCUGGUGGAAGUCGGAAGAGGCGAAACCUAUCCUGGAAGGAGAAAAGAUAUAAGAGGUGGCUAGACUUUGGUCGCCCUAUGUUCAUCUUUGUACGUCUCCACAUUAGUCGCAUCGAAAGUGCUGGUUAAUUACGUAUGGUUGCUUUUUUCGGUAUAACGGAAGCUCGCACACUGUCCCUCGUAUUAUCAGCUCGACAUGUAAAUUAAAAGGGAGAAAGCUAGUAUGUUACAAAAUCGUAUGUUCCCGUCUAUCAGGAAUCUAGUCUACAACAUUUUAGUCCAACAGACAGCAAAUGAAGGCA